This is a messenger RNA of Entamoeba invadens IP1, 453 nucleotides long. RefSeq lists its product as hypothetical. The coding region runs from base 1 to 453 and encodes 150 amino acids. NCBI's taxonomy places the organism in Eukaryota, Evosea, Mastigamoebida, Endamoebidae. Gene Ontology annotation, biological process: DNA-templated transcription initiation; RNA polymerase II preinitiation complex assembly. The transcript is spliced from 2 exons. The record is from RefSeq and is a predicted model, not a curated record. Gene Ontology annotation, molecular function: protein heterodimerization activity; transcription coactivator activity; RNA polymerase II general transcription initiation factor activity. Gene Ontology annotation, cellular component: transcription factor TFIID complex; SAGA complex.
AUGUCUGAAGAGAUACCACAAAUCUUAUCCUCAAUUAAAGCAGUAAUAGGAGAUGUUGGAAUUGAAAAGUAUCAAGACUCCGUUCCAGACAUGGGGUUAGAAUUUUUAACGCGGUACUUAACUGAUUUAAUUGGCGAUGUUGUGGUAUUCAGCGAACACGCAGGCAACCAGCAACCGACACUCAAUGACGUUAAAAUGGCGAUAAAAAUGCGACACCGAACAACAACAUCGACUUCUAAAGAUCAAUUGAGAGAACGUGUCAAUGCCUGUAACACGUCGAAAUUACCUCGAAAUUUCACGGCUUCUAUCGAACUUCCAAAACCACAAGAAGACACCUUCACUCUUCUUCAAAGAAAUUAUCGUGUUAAAACAAACGAAGACUUCGACGACGAUGAUGAUGACACUAAACAACCACAAGCUUCUGAACUCCCAUCGCUUCCCCUUCCUUAUUAA